UUUCUUUUAUUUUUUAGAAUGAAUUUAGCAGUAAAAAAUGAAAAUGUUAUUACAAAUGGUUCUACAAACUCUACAACUGAACAGGAUGGAAAGGUUUUUGUCGGACCGGGCGCGAAAAAAGAGGCUGGAAUUGUCGGUUUAGGUUUAAAUAAACUACGUUCUUUUCAAAUUAUUGAUCUGGAAAGGGCCAAGAAAUAUGCAAUUGAUCAGUCCAUUAGGUUUGUUAUGGAAAAGCAAAGAAUGGCACAUCAACAACAGCAACAAAAAGUCGCUCUUUACUCUCAAGCAUUGGCUUUAAUGUCCAGAAUUUAUAUUGGGUCAGUCAAUUUUGAUGUGUCCGAAGAUCAAAUUCGCACUGUUUUUGGCAUUUAUGGACCCAUCAAAAAUGUUAAUAUGUCUAUUGAUCCAACGACUGGGAACCACAAAGGAUUUUGCUUUAUAGAGUACGAAGUACCGGAAGCUGCUUUUCUUGCCAUUGAUGCAAUGAAUGGAAAAUUUCUGGGUGGUAGAACUAUCAAAGUUAUGCCGGUCGGACGUCAAGAUUCCACCCCUCAAGCACAACCCAUAAUUGAUAUGGUUAUGACAGAAGCACGGCAAUAUAACAGAGUUUUUGUUGCAUCUGUUCAUCCAGAUAUAACUGAACAAGACUUGCGAAGUGUUUUUAUGGCUUUUGGGGAAAUAACUAAAUGCCAACUAGCUAAACAUCCAAUCUUGAAGCGUCACAGCGCAUCUGUCAAGGAAGCAGUAGAGGGGAUGAAUGGAUUCGAUUUAGGAGGUCAAAUCUUAAAGGUAGGACGUUGUGUAACUCCACCUGACGCCCUUCAUUACUUGAGUUCUGGUGGAUCAACUUCAGCACUACCGGCCGCUGCCGCCAUUGGUUGCUUUUAUCUACGUUUUUUAUCGAUAUUAUUUUUAGCUGCUGCUGAGGCUACGGCAAGGAUCCAUGCGCAGGAAGCUUCAGGAAGGUCAUCUUCGCCACGGAUAUCAAAUAGCCCACCGUAUGGGACUUCCACGACAAAUCGUGCCCUUCCAGCACCACCAUCAGCGCCUCAAACUGCACAAAAGUCUACAUCAUCCUCCGGAACGAGUUCGCAAUCUACAGGUCGUCGGAGAGGUUUUGGUGGUUUUGCUGGUUCUGUUCAACCACCGGCUAUUGUUCUACCCUUACCUGCAGUAUCAAUUACACAACCGAAGUCUACUUCAUCAAAUGCUUCUGGUGUUACAACUCCUGCUGUAACUGCACCCGGACUUGUCAUUCCACAACUUGGAAGCAAAGAAACAGUAGCUACUUCACAAAUUAAAAUGGAAGUAGAUUUACCUGAGGUUAAGAAAGAAGUAAACGAACCUCAACCUAAAAACAAUCUUGAAUCAUCCCAGAUCAAAGAAGAUGUUAAUGUACCUCAACCCCAAAAGGAUAUAAAUGUUGAUUCAUUUUAUUCUGCUUUGAAUGAUGACACAUUUGAACCGCCUAAAUUAGCUAUUCCACCUCAAUUACUACAAACAGCUGCUGAAAAUCAACCUGAGCAACAAAAAGCAAAAAAGCCGAAACUUGAUUUUCUUGAUCGAAUUGGAGAGAAGGUUAAAUCUAAAUUUGUUUCUUUUGAUCCAAGUAAGCCGGCAUCUUUUUUGCCUUCAGUUCCAAAUACUUCGAAGGAUUCAGAUGAUGAAGAACCGCCAGAAACUCAAUUGGCAAUUGGCGGUCCUGAAGCUUGGACAGCUUUGGCUAUUCGCGAGGAUACAACUAUUGCAAAAACAAAGACUGAAGUUGCUCCAAAACCUAAACAAAAAACCGAUAAGAAUAAACAAGUUGCUCAUAGAAGGAAAGGAAAAGGCAAAAAGACAAAAUAUUCUUCUGGUCCGAAGUUAAACACGGCCACAAAAAUUGCAGCUGCAAACGUUGCAGGAGCGCUCAGUGAUCAGCUGCAAACACAAAGAGAAGAAAAAGGCGAAGAAGCUUCUUUGGCUUCUCAAGAACAUGUACAAAUUCGUGGAAAUGAUGCAAGACAUUUAUUGAUACAAAAAUUGAUGAGAACAAAUCGGUCGUCAGUAGUUUUGUUAAAGAAUAUGGUUGAGCCAAAAGAUGUGGAUGAAUUUUUGGAAGAUGAAAUAAAGGAAGAAUGUCAAAAAUAUGGAACUGUUACUGAUGUUGUAAUUGUCCAAGAAGAAGACACACAAACAGUUAAAAUCUUUGUCAGAUUUUGUGAACCAACACAGGCAGAUGAAGCAAGGAAAGCUAUUGAUGGACGUUAUUUUGAUGGACGAACUGUAAGUGCACAAUCAUAUGACCAAGUACUGUUUGAUCAUGAUGAUUUUACUGGAUAA
This is a messenger RNA of Meloidogyne enterolobii, 2322 nucleotides long. NCBI's taxonomy places the organism in Eukaryota, Metazoa, Nematoda, Chromadorea, Rhabditida, Meloidogynidae. The record is from the annotation of a GenBank genome assembly.